Molecule: messenger RNA, 1550 nt
Organism: Tripterygium wilfordii
Lineage: Eukaryota; Viridiplantae; Streptophyta; Magnoliopsida; Celastrales; Celastraceae
Product: 3-ketoacyl-CoA synthase 7
Exons: 1
Coding region: 123-1517 (464 amino acids)
Biological process (GO): fatty acid biosynthetic process
Cellular component (GO): membrane
Molecular function (GO): acyltransferase activity, transferring groups other than amino-acyl groups
Source: RefSeq, a predicted model, not a curated record
GGAAACAGAAAAUGAGAAAAGAAGCAGUUUUAGUGCCAAUAAAUUCCUCUAAUCAAAUUUGUUCACAUCUUCAUGACUUCCUGUUCUAUAUAUGAUAAACAAACCACCAAAAGAGCAGUUGUAUGAUCAAUUCCAAGCUUUUAGCCAUGGCAACAGAUAUGAUCACCAAUAUCUCCCUUCCAACAACUUCUACUAUUACUGAAGAUCCAAUCUCCUUUAUCUACAUUUGUGCUGCAACAGCUUUGAUUGUCACAGUUUUGUAUUUUAUUUUCAUAUCAAAUACUGUUUACCUCAUCGAUUUCACCUGUUAUCUGCCACCUGAUCACUUGCGAGCUCCGCUCUCCACUUUCAUGGAACAUUUCCAUGAUAGCAAUCAAUUUGGUGAAGAAACCCUCAAUUUUAUCGAGAAAGUUUUGGAAAGAUCAGGCGUUGGAGGCGAAUCUUGCUUGCCUAUUUCGGUGCAUGAGAUACCGCCUGCUAGUUCUUUGAACCGAAGCCAGGAGGAGACUGAAGAGAUUCUAUUCACAGUUGUCGAUCAUCUUCUCUCAAAACACAAAAUCAAUCCUAAAAGCAUUGAUAUUCUUGUAUCAAACUGUAGCAUUUUCUGUCCUACUCCAUCCAUUACAGCAAUGGUGAUAAACAGGUUUGGAUUCAGAAGCAACAUAAAGAGUAUCAGUCUAAGCGGCAUGGGAUGCAGCGCUGGAAUCUUGUCGAUAAGCUUGGUGAAAGAUCUUCUCAAAGUUCAUAAGAACUCAUUAGCUUUAGUUCUCAGCAUGGAAGCUAUAUCUCCCAAUGGUUAUAGGGGUACUGUUAAGUCUAUGCUCAUCCCCAACACUCUUUUCCGCAUGGGUGGAGCUGCUAUAAUACUAUCAAACAGAAAGCAAGACAAGCAGAAAGCAAAAUACAAGCUCCAGCACCUUAUUCGAACGCACCUGGGAUCCGAUGACCAAGCACAUUGCUCUGUUAUCGAACAAGCGGACCAAGAUGGGAAUGUAGGAGUGUCACUGUCAAAGGCACUUCUACAUGUAGCAGCCAGAGCUCUGAGGACAAACAUGACUGAACUAGGGCCACUUGUGUUACCAUACUCUGAACAGAUCCAAUAUGUUUGGUCACUUAUUCGCCGGGGAAUUUGGUCUUCAGCAAGCAAGAAAGAAUAUGUGCCGAACUUCAAAAAGGCUUUCGAGCAUUUCUGCAUACAUGCGGGAGGAAGGGCGGUGAUUGAUGCUGUGGAGGAGAAUCUAAGGCUCCACGAAGAAGAUGGGGAAGCUUCAAGGAUGACAUUAUACAGAUUCGGCAACACUUCAUCUUCUUCCAUUUGGUAUGAGCUUUCUUACCUGGAAGCAAAAGGAAGGGUGAAAAAGGGAAACCGGGUCUGGCAAAUUGCAUUUGGCAGUGGCUUCAAGUGUAACAGUGCAGUUUGGAAAUGCGUAUCAUCCUUCCAUUCAAAUGUAGGAAAUGUAUGGUCAGACAGAAUCCAUUUGUAUCCUGUUAAGAUCCCAAGUGUGGCUGACCAUUGAAAUCAAGUAGAAGCAAACAUAUGCAGAUGUAUC